This is a messenger RNA of Arvicanthis niloticus (Nile rat), 4917 nucleotides long. RefSeq names its product immunoglobulin like domain containing receptor 2 (gene Ildr2). Gene Ontology annotation, biological process: pancreas development. The record is from RefSeq and is a predicted model, not a curated record. Gene Ontology annotation, cellular component: membrane. NCBI's taxonomy places the organism in Eukaryota, Metazoa, Chordata, Mammalia, Rodentia, Muridae.
GCAGCCCAAGCGGACCCUGGAGCCGGCGGCAGCGCGCCUGUCGCAGGCGGCGGCGUCCAGCGCCCGGGGCCGGGCUGAGCGGCCAGCCCCAAGGGCUGCGGCGCCAGGGACGCUCCGGGCCCGCGCUCCGCCGCCGCCGCCUGCUGCCGCGAGGUCAUCGUGAUCCUAGCGUGCCAGCCGCUGCCCGCUUUCCCUACUCUGGAUCUGGAUGGGAAGUUGGGGAAGAUGGAUAGGGUCGUGUUGGGGUGGACCGCUGUCUUCUGGUUAACAGCCAUGGUUGAAGGUCUUCAGGUCACGGUGCCUGACAAGAAGAAGGUGGCCAUGCUCUUCCAGCCCACCGUGCUUCGCUGCCACUUCUCCACAUCCUCCCACCAGCCUGCGGUGGUGCAAUGGAAGUUCAAAUCCUACUGCCAGGAUCGCAUGGGAGAAUCCUUGGGCAUGUCUUCUCCCAGAGCCCAAGCUCUCAGCAAGAGGAACCUGGAAUGGGACCCCUACUUGGAUUGUUUAGACAGCAGAAGGACUGUCCGAGUGGUAGCUUCCAAACAGGGCUCGACUGUUACCUUGGGAGAUUUCUACAGGGGCAGAGAGAUCACGAUAGUUCAUGAUGCAGAUCUUCAGAUUGGAAAGCUCAUGUGGGGAGACAGCGGGCUGUACUACUGUAUCAUCACCACCCCGGACGACCUGGAAGGCAAAAAUGAGGACUCCGUGGAGCUGCUGGUAUUGGGCAGGACAGGGCUGCUUGCUGAUCUCUUGCCCAGUUUUGCUGUGGAGAUCAUGCCAGAGUGGGUGUUUGUCGGCCUGGUGAUACUGGGGAUCUUCCUGUUCUUCGUGCUGGUGGGGAUCUGCUGGUGUCAAUGCUGCCCUCACAGCUGCUGCUGCUAUGUCCGCUGCCCGUGCUGCCCCGAUUCCUGCUGCUGCCCUCAGGCCUUGUAUGAAGCAGGGAAAGCAGCCAAGGCCGGGUACCCUCCCUCCGUCUCCGGUGUCCCUGGCCCCUACUCCAUUCCCUCUGUCCCUUUGGGAGGAGCCCCCUCUUCUGGCAUGCUGAUGGACAAGCCGCAUCCACCUCCCUUGGCACCAAGUGAUUCCACUGGAGGAAGCCACAGUGUUCGCAAAGGUUACCGGAUUCAAGCUGACAAGGAGAGAGACUCCAUGAAGGUCCUGUACUAUGUCGAGAAGGAGCUGGCUCAGUUUGAUCCAGCCAGGAGGAUGAGAGGCAGAUAUAACAACACCAUCUCGGAACUCAGCUCCCUGCAUGAUGAUGACAGCAAUUUCCGCCAGUCUUACCACCAGAUGCGGAAUAAGCAGUUCCCUAUGUCUGGGGACUUGGAAAGCAAUCCAGACUACUGGUCAGGUGUCAUGGGAGGCAACAGUGGGACCAACAGGGGGCCAGCCCUGGAGUAUAACAAAGAGGACCGUGAGAGCUUCAGGCACAGCCAGCCGCGCUCCAAAUCCGAGAUGCUGUCGCGGAAGAACUUUGCCACGGGUGUGCCAGCAGUGUCAAUGGACGAGCUGGCGGCCUUCGCAGACUCGUAUGGCCAGAGGUCGCGGCGCGCUAAUGGCAACAGCCACGAGGCGCGGACGGGGAGCCGCUUCGAGCGCUCCGAGUCUCGGGCCCACGGUGCCUUCUACCAGGACGGCUCGCUGGAUGAGUACUACGGGCGCGGGCGCAGUCGCGAGCCCCCGGGAGACGGGGAGCGAGGCUGGACCUACAGCCCAGCACCCGCACGCCGUCGGCCGCCGGAGGAUGCGCCUCUGCCGCGCCUGGUGAGCCGGACCCCGGGCACCGCGCCCAAGUACGAUCAUUCGUAUCUGAGCAGCGUGCUGGAGCGCCAGGCGCGGCCGGAGAGCAGCAGCCGCGGGGGCAGCCUGGAGACGCCGUCCAAGCUGGGCGCGCAGCUCGGCCCGCGCAGCGCAUCCUACUACGCCUGGUCGCCGCCAGCCACCUACAAGGCUGGGGCCAGCGAGGGCGAAGACGAGGACGACGCGGCGGACGAGGAUGCUCUGCCACCCUACAGCGAGCUGGAGCUGAGCCGCGGGGAGCUGAGCCGGGGCCCGUCCUACCGCGGGCGUGACCUGUCCUUCCACAGCAACUCUGAGAAGAGGAGGAAAAAGGAGCCCGCCAAGAAAACUGGCGACUUUCCAACCAGGAUGUCCCUUGUAGUCUGAUACCUUUAACACACCUUUCUGGAUGGCUGGAAAUCAGAGGCAGACUAUGGAGACAAGACACAAAUCUGAGAGCCGGCAAGCCUAGGACCUUCUCUGGCCAGCAACCACCUUGGAAGCUUUGCUGAUCUCUGCUUUGGCAAGGGAUCCUCUUUUAGGAAGGCUGAUUUCAAAUCUUAGUGCCCAUCUAUCUUGAGCAACUUACCAAGAAAACGCUGUGUGAGAACAUACCACGUAAUAACCCACCAAGUUUAUCUUGCCCCAGCCCCCAUUUCCUUAGCAGAAAGAAGACUCUAUGUUCAGUUCUAAAGCAGGUAGCUUUGGACCCCUAAUCUCUAGAAAUUACCUAUGCCUGCAGUAUGUUUUUCAACGAGUGCUGUUCUGUGCUUAGAGAGAGGAAUUUAUUACUACUGCUAGAAGACCUUCUGCUCACAAGAGAGAUAAUUUCAAGGUAAAAUGUACCUUAUACCCCAUCGCUUCCGGUCACUGGUCAAUGAAUCUUUUUAUGCUAAAAUCAGAAGGCCUUUAGUGAGCUUAGAGGCAGAGACCUCCUGGGCAAUCACAGAAAUGGCUUCAAUUUGCUGCUCUGACUCACAAUUCUAAGUGGCUGGGACAAGCAGAGGAUAGCAUUUCUGAAAAACUGUCUUAAGUGGUUUUUCUUUUUCCAUUCAGAGGACGUAAGCUGCUUUUCAUCUUUCUGUUGCACACAGUGACAAUCCUAAGGUUCCCCCCUCCCCAGUCCCUCUCUUCCUUCCCUCUCCUGGUCUCCUGGUCUCCCUCUCCACAGGGCUGGUGCCUCUGAGGGUAUUCCACUCCACUCUUCAGUGUGAAUAGCUUGUCAUCAGGUGCCUUUGACAGAUGUUUAAAACACACAUUUGAGAGAGGAGAAAAGCAGAAACCGGUGACGCAAGGUGAAGAACGUGAAAUGAUAUGUAGUCUCGUUAUAUUUUGAAUGUGGGUUGUUUUCCUACACUCAGAUUUUCUUUCUUUUUUUCUUUUUUCUUUUUUUUUCUUUUGGAUUUGUAUUUCACUUAAGAGUUAUUUCUACCAUCCUGAUUCUGCUGCUGCUGGGCACCAGGGAUGUGGUGUUCACAUCUUUUGGCCUCACUGGCCCACCACUAUAGAUAUUUUGGGGAGAAGAAAGAUACCACUUCCUCAGCAACAAACAUUUCCUCUUCCUACCCUUGCAAAAGAAUUAAUUUAUUUUGCCUGAAUCCCAAGCUGAACUUUUGUAGGUAAACUGCAAAAGUAGCCACAAACUCCUGUCCUCUCACUGCCAUGGACCCUACCAAAUGCACCUCAACUCUCCUACAUGGUGAGAGAAGAGCCUGGUCACUACGGUCACUGUAUGUGCCCAUUUUAUCAACUCUAAGCAGACAUGAAAGAACAUCUGGCCAGGACCAACAAAAGAACUGCCUGACUGAGCCGAGCCCAAACUGGAGAUUCCCACUUUAGAGGAGAAGCUUGGUAUUCCUGUGUGUUCAUUUAUCGUCAAGGAUAAACCUCUCAUCAGAAUAUUUGGCUCUGAUCGGUUACUCACCCAACCUUGGGUAUCACACAACCUUCGAUUUUGUUAGCAGACUUUUCAGUCUUCGUUACUGCAGUGAAACAUGAGACUGGGUGAAGUGGCUGGAGCAAGGUGAUGCUUGCUAUCCCCUCAUCCAGUGGCAGUCUGUUCUCUACUUAUUGGUCUAUGUGUAGCCUCUGAAGAAGGUUGGUCAGCAUUUCCUCAGACUUUUCCAUGGCCACCUAACUGGAAUUCCAGAGUCCAUUCUGUUAGCAUCUAUUGUACUUCAUGAGAUUUCCAGAAAAGAUCCUUCUGUGUGUGAUGUAAGAAGCUGCUGGGUUAGGGUUGGGGGUGAGUAGAAUCAUUGCCUGGAGGAGAACUGGCCUGCCAAAUAACUUCACGGUUGCUUUGGCCUGCCCUAGAUGGAUCAGGAGGAUACUUCAGCCCAAUGCUGGCACUUCCAAGGGCUGGAAGACAAAAGCCAUAACUCUGGUGCUGAGUUUGAGACUCGCUAGUGUCCCUGGCCUCAGAAAACCUAGGUCUGAUCUGUCUGUUUGGGCUCUAAAUCAAUAUGGCAAAAACAUCAUUUCUUAAUCACCAGCUUUUGAUUUCAACCUGCUCAGGCAUUUUUGAAGAAUAUCGGAUAGCCGCAGUAGCUACUGUCAUACUGAGCACUGUGUCAGGCUUCUCACCACCAAAGAGCCCCAUAGCACAGACUACAGAGACCAAAUAUAUUGCUUUGUAGAGCCAGGGGCAUUUAUGAGCUUGGGGAAAGCUGAGGGAGCAAUAAAUUAAAGGAAAAAGUUAAAAUUGGAAACACAAAGUUCUAAAGACAAGUCUAUAGGCUGAAAAAAAUUUUUUUAAUUCAAUGUAUAGAAGAUAACAGGCUUUCAGAAUAACUGGGGGAAAGUGGAGCACAGAUUGCUCUCUGUAGGGCUUCGUGAAUCAGGUGGGAUCAGUAGAGAGGAGGAGCUUCUGGGUAUGUGGAUAGGAGAUGAUGCUGAACGGACAAGGCUAAGCUGGCUGUCCUCGGUGCCCUUUGUUUCUUUCCCAAAUACUGUGUCCCGCACAGGAAGUGCCUAUGCGUAUUAGUUCCUUUCCUGUUUUUCUAGGGCAUAAAGGAAGUCUUAUAUAAGAGGUGAUCUCCAUCCACUAAUUCCCUACAACUUAAGAAGGAAGAUAAGUCAUGCCCAAGAAAGGAUGAGUAUAUUUUAUGCAUAUGAUAAGAAAUAGUGCUAUGGAUAAAU